UCUAUACACAAAUCUGUGUCCACAGCAAGGGAGUUGUUGUAUUUGGUUGAUCGGCAUCUUAGAAACAGGUCAUCCUUGUCAAAAAUCGCCAUUCGAGCUCUUGAGGAUUGCCAGCUCCUAGCAGAGCUGAAUAUGGAUUUCUUGUUAAGCUCUUUCAAAACUGUCAAUUCCACGAACUCUCUCGCUAGCUUCCAAACUGACAAUGUCCAGUCCUUGCUUAGUGCCAUAUUAACUAACCAGCAAACUUGCUUAGAUGGCCUUAAGGCUACGCCAAUGGCUUGGAGUGUCAAGAGUGGUCUUUACAACUGUCUUUCUAAUGGAACCAUGAUGUACAGUGUUUCUUUGGCACUCUUUACCCAUGGUUGGGUUCAUGAGAAGAAUAAAGCUAAACCUGGGAGGAACCUCUUCUCUCCUCAAAAUCAUCACUUACCUCUUACAAUGUAGAGCAACCCCAAUCAAGCAAUCUAUGUCAACAUUCGUGGGAGGACACUAGUGCAGACAACCAUGGGGAAUAUCACAGUUAGAGACACCGUGGUUGUGAGACAGGAUGGAAAAGGAAAUUUUUCCACCAUCAAUGAUGCCGUGGCUGGAGCUCCAAACAAAACCAGCAUCAACAGUGGAUACUUUGUAAUUCAUGUUGCUGCUGGAGUCUAUGCAGAGUACAUAUCAAUUGAUAAGAACAAGAUGAAUAUUAUGAUGAUAGGCGAUGGCAUCAAUAAAACUGUGAUCACAGGCAACCGAAGUGGCAACGAUGGGUGGACUACAUUCAAUUCUGCAACCUUUGCUGUGGCUGGACAAGGGUUCGUUGCAGUUAAUUUAACUUUCCGCAACACUGCAGAAGCAAUCAAGGGUCAGGCUGUGGCAGUUCGAAAUGGUGCUGAUUUAUCGGCUUUCUAUAAUUGUAGCUUUGAAGGGUACCAAGAUACCUUGUACGCCCAUUCCUUAAGGCAAUUCUACAGGGAGUGUGACAUAUACGGGACAGUAGAUUUUAUAUUUGGUAACGCUGCUGCGGUUUUCCAGAAGUGUAAUAUUUAUGUGCGCCUGCCCAUUCAUGGACAAGCUAAUACCAUCACGGCACAAGGUAGAUCAGACCUAAACCAGAACACUGGAACUUCUAUUCAAGAAUGUUACAUCAAAGCAGCUUCAGACCUGGCUUCUAGCAAUGCUGGUACUAAGACAUACCUAGGAAGACCAUGGAGGCAUUACUCUAGGACGAUCUUUAUGCAAUCCUUCCUUGAUAGCUUGAUAAAUUCUGCAGGUUGGUCGGGUUGGGGUGACAAUACUACAUUAAGUACACUAUAUUAUGCGGAGUUCAACGAUACAGGGCCUGGAUCAAGUACAGCAAACAGAGUUAGAUGGCCUGGAUACCAUGUGAUCAAUGCUACAGAAGCAGCCAACUUCAGUGUUUCUAACUUUAUACUUGGGGAUAAUUGGUUGCCUGCAACAGGAGUUCCUAAUAGUGGUGGUUUGUAAUGGAGAAAACUUUUUGGAUUUCUAAUUUUUUUGUUGCUUGGGUAGGUAGAGUUUUGGUCUCAAUUCUAGAUCACAAGGCAAAACUGCCAAAAUGUUAUCUUGAUGUCUUUACUCCUUGGAGAGUUAUUAACACUCUAUAAUUUAAAUAAUUUUGUAUCUU
This is a messenger RNA of Macadamia integrifolia, 1633 nucleotides long. Its product is annotated as probable pectinesterase/pectinesterase inhibitor 20. Lineage: Eukaryota; Viridiplantae; Streptophyta; Magnoliopsida; Proteales; Proteaceae. Gene Ontology annotation, biological process: cell wall modification. Gene Ontology annotation, molecular function: pectinesterase inhibitor activity; pectinesterase activity. Bases 505 to 1473 code for a protein of 322 amino acids. The record is from RefSeq and is a predicted model, not a curated record. The transcript is spliced from 2 exons.